Thlaspi arvense is the source of this 1259-nucleotide messenger RNA. Lineage: Eukaryota; Viridiplantae; Streptophyta; Magnoliopsida; Brassicales; Brassicaceae. The record is from the annotation of a GenBank genome assembly.
UUCAAGUGUACCUUUGGAUGGCGUCGAGGCCCGGAGCUCUAACGGAGUGGAGUCCCCUUGGUAGCUUCAAGUACCUCUUGGUGGCCCCGUUUGUAAUGUCGAGCAUGCACUCGUACGUGACGGCUGAAGAUGAGGAGAAGGACCUCUGGAGACUGAUGAUAGUGGCGUUGUUGCUGUGGAGAAUAAUUCACAGCCAGAUAUGGAUCAGUGUGUCGCGUCAGAGAACGGUCGUGGGGAGAAGGAAGAUCGUGGACAAGCACAUUAUUGAGUUCGAGCAAGUGGACCGAGUCAUCUUCAACACUCUCCACAUGUACCUAGCCAACAUGAAGCUCCCAGGCUUCUCCCGCCUUCCCCUCAGGAGAUUAGACGGAGCCAUCCUCGUGGCUUUGCUUCACGCUGGCCCGGUCGAAGCUCUCCACCACCACUUCCUCUACUCUCGCUACCAUUCUCACCACCACUCAUCCAUCGCCACCGAGCCCAUCACGUGUACGACUGUGGUGCACCCCUUCGCCGAGCAUAUCGUCUACAUACUACUCAUCUCCCGACCCAUGGUAACGGCGUCCCUGUGUGGGAUCAUGUCCGUUGCUCCUGUCAUGGUAUACAUGACUUAUGUUGACUUCAUGAACAACAUGGGACAUUGCAACUUUGAGUUUUUCCCUAAGCAUCUCUUCCACCUCUUCCCUUCCCUCAAGUUCCUCUGCUACACCCCCUCGUUCCACUCGUUUCAUCACACACAAAUCCGGACCAACUACUCUCUGUUCAUGCCAAUGUACGACUAUAUCUACGGGACAACCAACAAGUGGAGCGAGUCGCUGUACGAGAGGUCGUUCGAGAGAGAGGAGGAAUCACCUGACGUCAUCCACCUCACUCACCUCACCACACUCGACUCCAUCUACCAAAUGCGCCUUGGCUUCCCGUCCUUCUCCUCCCACCCCUUGUGGUCACGAUCCCCAUGGUACCUCACCUUCUUCAUGUGGCCCUUCACUCUCCUCUUCUCAUUCGUCCCCACCUCUGCUUUCUCCUCCCGCACCUUUGUCUUUGAGAGCAACCGUAUCCGUAACCUCACCAUUCACUCUCGGUACCUUCUUCCCAAGUUUACCUUCCACAAUUUGCAUCUUUCCAACAAAUAUUGCAACAUAAACAUACGGCGCCAGUAUAAAUCUCAGCGCCACCGUGAGAGCAUCAACAAUAUCAUCGAGGCAGCUAUCCUCGAAGCAGAUGAAAAGGGUGUGAGAGUAAUGAGCCUUGGCCUGCUGAAC